Arabidopsis thaliana (thale cress) is the source of this 2988-nucleotide messenger RNA. RefSeq names its product Minichromosome maintenance (MCM2/3/5) family protein (gene MCM3). NCBI's taxonomy places the organism in Eukaryota, Viridiplantae, Streptophyta, Magnoliopsida, Brassicales, Brassicaceae. Gene Ontology annotation, biological process: DNA replication initiation; DNA replication. The transcript is spliced from 11 exons. Bases 101 to 1813 code for a protein of 570 amino acids. Gene Ontology annotation, cellular component: chromatin; MCM complex; THO complex. Gene Ontology annotation, molecular function: DNA binding; ATP binding; ATP hydrolysis activity. The record is from RefSeq and is marked reviewed.
UUAUGCCUCUCGAAAUCGGAAAUCGAAAAUCUCUAAUCAGUUUUUUUUUUUUAAGUAGAAGAAGAAAAGUUCUUACGAAGAACCCAGAUUUUGUUAAGAAAUGGAUGUGCCAGAGGAGACGAGGCUUCGCCACAAGCGAGAUUUUAUCCAGUUCCUCGAUAGUAUGUAUAUGGAGGAAAUCAAGGCUUUGGUACAUCAAAAGCGUCACCGUCUCAUUAUUAAUAUCUCUGACAUUCACCACCACUUCAGGGAAGUUGCCUCUAGGAUACUGAAGAAUCCAAAUGAGUAUAUGCAGUCAUUUUGUGACGCAGCCACUGAAGCUACUCGUGCUAUUGACCCUAAAUACUUGAAGGAAGGAGAGCUUGUCCUUGUUGGUUUUGAAGGUUAUUUUGUUUCUCGCGUUGUUACUCCUAGAGAGCUUCUCUCUGAUUUUAUUGGAUCUAUGGUCUGUGUUGAGGGCAUUGUCACCAAAUGCUCUCUUGUGAGGCCAAAGGUUGUUAAAAGCGUUCACUUUUGUCCAUCAACCGGUGAAUUUACCAAUCGAGAUUAUCGAGACAUAACAUCUCACGCUGGUUUACCCACUGGCUCUGUCUAUCCCACAAGGGAUGAUAAGGGAAACUUAUUGGUGACUGAGUAUGGGCUGUGCAAAUACAAAGAUCACCAGACCUUGUCAAUUCAAGAAGUGCCUGAAAAUGCUGCUCCUGGUCAGCUUCCACGAAGCGUUGAUGUCAUUGCUGAGGAUGACCUUGUUGACUCAUGCAAGCCAGGAGAUCGAGUAUCUGUUUUCGGUAUUUACAAAGCUCUUCCUGGAAAAAGCAAGGGUAGUGUAAAUGGAGUCUUUAGGACUAUCCUCAUAGCCAAUAAUAUCGCUCUGCUCAAUAAAGAAGCAAAUGCACCUAUAUACACUAAGCAAGACCUAGAUAACAUUAAAAAUAUUGCACGAAGAGAUGAUGCAUUUGAUCUCCUUGCUCGUUCCUUAGCACCUUCUAUUUAUGGGCACGCUUGGAUAAAGAAAGCAGUAGUUUUACUGAUGCUUGGUGGUGUUGAAAAGAACCUGAAGAACGGAACCCACUUGAGGGGAGACAUCAACAUGAUGAUGGUUGGUGAUCCAUCUGUUGCCAAAUCUCAACUUCUGAGAGCGAUAAUGAAUAUUGCACCUUUGGCUAUAUCAACCACAGGCCGUGGUUCUUCCGGUGUUGGGUUAACUGCUGCUGUGACUUCUGACCAAGAAACAGGGGAACGAAGACUAGAAGCUGGUGCAAUGGUCCUCGCUGAUAAAGGUAUCGUGUGCAUUGACGAGUUUGAUAAGAUGAAUGAUCAGGACCGAGUUGCUAUACACGAAGUGAUGGAGCAACAGACUGUAACAAUUGCAAAAGCCGGUAUCCAUGCAUCACUGAAUGCUAGAUGCAGUGUGGUUGCAGCUGCAAAUCCCAUAUACGGAACUUAUGACAGAUCACUGACUCCAACAAAGAACAUUGGACUUCCAGAUUCGCUGCUUUCUCGUUUUGAUCUACUGUUUAUUGUGUUGGAUCAAAUGGAUGCUGGUAUCGACAGCAUGAUUUCAGAACAUGUCUUGCGCAUGCAUCGUUACAAGAACGAUAGAGGUGAGGCAGGGCCAGAUGGGAGCUUGCCUUACGCGAGAGAAGACAAUGCUGAGAGUGAAAUGUUUGUUAAGUAUAACCAAACACUACAUGGGAAGAAGAAAAGAGGCCAAACACAUGAUAAAACCCUUACGAUUAAGUUCUUGAAGAAGUACAUUCAUUACGCCAAGCACCGUAUUACACCAAAGCUCACUGAUGAAGUGAGACAGUGAACUCAAAUAUAUAAAUUUUUAUGUAUCUGAUAAUCUCUUCCACUAAAUCUCUUUUGUUAUUAAAUUUGCAGGCAUCGGAACGUAUUGCAGAAGCAUAUGCAGAUCUCAGAAAUGCAGGUUCCGAUACUAAGGUAAUUUAUUUCAUAAAAUAACAUUGGACACUGUAUCUUUUUCGUCUUGGGAACUUGUAUUUGACACAACCAUCGAAAUCUCUGCAGACUGGAGGUACGCUUCCGAUAACAGCCAGAACUCUAGAGACAAUAAUUCGUCUUGCUACGGCACAUGCCAAAAUGAAGUUGAGUAGCGAGGUAACAAUCUAACUCAAAUCUUCUGUUUCCCCACCUGGUCGUGAAUAUGUUCUAUUCAGAUUCUUUCUAAAGUGAUAACUUUAUUUUGAAAGGUUACUAAAGCUGAUGCAGAGGCUGCCUUGAAGCUUAUGAACUUUGCAAUAUAUCAUCAAGAAUUAACUGAGAUGGAUGAUCGUGAGCAAGAAGAACGUCAAAGGGAACAAGCUGAACAAGAAAGAACACCAAGUGGACGUAGAGGCAACCAACGCAGGAAUAAUGAAGAUGGAGCAGAGAAUGACACUGCAAAUGUCGACAGGUAAACUAAUUUGAUCUCCUCCAUGGAAACCUAUAUCACAGCUUUCUCAACCCUUAUACUUUUUUCUUUCUCUUUUGCUGGUCCAUUCAGUGAAACAGCAGAUCCAAUGGAAGUAGAUGAACCUUCUGUAGAGCAAUUCAGCGGCACGGUCUCUGCAGCAAGGAUUGAAACCUUUGAGCGAGUGUUUGGGCAGCACAUGAGGACACACAGGCUCGAUGACAUCUCUAUUGCAGAUAUAGAGACUGUUGUCAACAACAAUGGGGUUGGAGCAUCUCGUUACUCUGCAGAUGAGAUUAUGGCUCUCUUAGAGAAACUGCAAGAUGAUAACAAAGUGAUGAUCAGCGAUGGCAAAGUUCAUAUCAUUUGAUCAUAUGAAGAAAUCAAUAUUGAUUGCAUCAUCAUCAUCAUAUUAGAACUCAAAAAUAGUGUAGUAGUAAACUCUUGGAAACCAAAAUAUCAUUUUGUAAAAUCUUUAUUCAUACGUUAUGUUUUUUGCAUUUACUAGUGAAGUAAAACUGAUGAUAAAAUGCUUAAAAAAACGCAUCUGAUUAUAAAAUUUGGAAUUUAUAACG